CUUAAUUAAGAAAAUUAAAAUUGAGGGGCCAUAGGAGCAAAUAUCCUAAACUUGAUUCUUGCUCUUUGGGGUUUCUUCUUCUUCGUCUGACCAACAAAGGGUUUUACCCGCAAAAACAAAGUUCAGAUUUCGCAAAGAAUUCCUCCAUGGACGUAAUCAAGACCCAGCAAGUAUCUUCGAGACCCAUUGAGAAGGUCGUAGUGCACCCGCUCGUCUUGCUCAGCAUCGUCGAUAACUUCAAUCGAGUCGCCAAGGACACUCGCAAACGAGUCGUCGGUGUCUUACUCGGAAGCACUUUUAAAGGCACCGUCGAUGUCACCAACAGUUAUGCAGUGCCAUUUGAAGAAGAUGAUAAAGAUCCCAGUAUUUGGUUUCUUGACCACAACUACCACGAAUCAAUGUAUUCGAUGUUCAAGAGAAUUAAUGCGAAGGAGCACGUUGUAGGUUGGUAUAGUACUGGGCCAAAGCUUCGAGAGAAUGAUCUAGACAUUCAUAGAUUAUUUCACAACUACGUCCCAAAUCCUGUCUUGGUCAUUAUUGAUGUCCAACCUAAGGAAUUGGGAAUACCGACCAAGGCCUACUAUGAUGUCGAAGAAGUUAAAGAGAAUGCCACUCAGAAAAGCCAAAAGAUUUUUGUUCAUGUACUUUCAGAAAUUGCUGCUCAUGAGGUUGAGGAAAUAGGAGUCGAACAUUUACUAAGAGAUGUGAAGGAUACAACUAUUAGCACACUUGCAACCGAGGUUACCGGAAAACUGACAGCCUUGAAGGGUUUGGAUGCACGCUUACGAGAAAUACGUGGUUAUCUAGAUCUUGUUAUUGAUGAGAAGCUUCCUUUAAAUCAUGAGAUACUUUACCAUUUGCAGGACGUGUUCAAUCUUCUACCAAAUCUCAAUGUUACCGAACUGAUCAAGUCAUUUGCAGUGAAAACAAAUGAUAUGAUGCUAGUUAUCUAUCUUUCUUCUGUCAUUCGAAGUGUAAUUGCACUCCAUAACUUGAUCAAUAACAAGAUGCUAAAUAAAGAACAUGAGAAGACAGAGGAUGCUAAGCCAACAGCAGUUCCCGCGGUGAAUAAUAGCUGAAAACCCAUCACCGGUUUCGUACUUUCGAUUAGAACAGAAUUAGCUUUAGGAGUGGCGGAAGGCACCAUUUUAUCUUGAUGCCUUUGAGACUUCUGUUUGAGAAUAUUUGUAUAUUCUCCUCGGUGACAGAGGAUUCUGGUAACCUCUUCCAACUGGGAAAUUACCUUAUACAUUAUAUUGCAAAAUUGUUUGGUUUUUGUUUUUUGAAAUUUUUGAGGUUUGUAGGCCUAACACGUAAUUGGGGUUAUUUAUUUCAUUUCUCUAUCAACAUCCCCUCUUACUAUAUUUAUUUUUACUUACAAAAUUGCUUCUUAAUUGUGUCAACAAUGGGCACAUGUCAGCAUCCAUCUAUGACUUUAUUUUUACAGGUUCA
Molecule: messenger RNA, 1452 nt
Organism: Cannabis sativa
Lineage: Eukaryota; Viridiplantae; Streptophyta; Magnoliopsida; Rosales; Cannabaceae
Product: 26S proteasome non-ATPase regulatory subunit 7 homolog A
Exons: 10
Coding region: 147-1079 (310 amino acids)
Biological process (GO): proteasome-mediated ubiquitin-dependent protein catabolic process
Cellular component (GO): proteasome complex; proteasome regulatory particle
Molecular function (GO): metallopeptidase activity; protein binding
Source: RefSeq, a predicted model, not a curated record